Molecule: messenger RNA, 1389 nt
Organism: Prinia subflava (tawny-flanked prinia)
Lineage: Eukaryota; Metazoa; Chordata; Aves; Passeriformes; Cisticolidae
Product: beta-keratin-related protein-like
Exons: 2
Coding region: 25-618 (197 amino acids)
Cellular component (GO): intermediate filament
Molecular function (GO): structural constituent of cytoskeleton
Source: RefSeq, a predicted model, not a curated record
CCAGGGGAAUUUUGCAUAUGAGGGAUGCCAAUUAGCAAUUGGCUGCUAAUGAGCUGCAAGCACAAUUUGUGCCCCAGGUCCUGGGGCUCUCUGGGCCAGGGUAUAAAACCAGCCCGGUCAGAGGAGCUGAAACCACUCCUGCUUUAUUCUCCUUGGAGAAAAGGGAUUCCCUCCGGCCCCACAGCCAUGUCCUCCUCCGAGCUGUGUCCCCCCGUGUCCUGCGGCCCCACCCCGCUGGCCAACAGCUGCAGCGAGCCCUGUGUCCGGCAGUGCCAGGACUCCACCGUGGUCAUCCAGCCCUCGCCCGUGGUGGUCACCCUGCCCGGGCCCAUCCUCAGCUCCUUCCCGCAGAACACCACCGUGGGCUCCUCCGCCUCCGCCGCCCUCGGGGAUGCUCUGAGCGCCGGGGGGGUCCCCAUCAGCUCCGGCAGCUCCUCGGGGCUCUCGGGUUUGGGGUACUCCGGUUUGGGAUACUCCGGUUCGGGGUACUCCGGUUUUGGGUACUCCACUUUGGGGUACUCCGGUUCGGGGUACUCCGGUUUGGGAUACUCCGGUUCGGGAUCCUCCGGUUUGGGGGGGAUUUACGGCCGCUCCACCCGGCGCUCCAACCGCUGCUGACCCUGAGGAAGGCUCGGGAUGGGGAGGAACGAGCAGGAGAUGGAAAACGCGACCCCGAGCCCGUGCCCUCCCCUUGCUGAUUCCUCUCUUUCCCAUUUGAUGCCUUUUUGUUCUCUCAGGGAGGUGGAAAACGCCACCCGAUUGUCGCCGGGUGUCGGGCUGUAGAGCUCUACCUUGAGACGGGUGGUUAAUUUUAAUCCGUGUUCUGCUUUCUUAUGCUGUGUAUUUUUUAAUUGGCGAUGAUUGAGAGACGGGAAGGCUGAUUCGGUGACCAGAAUUCGAUUUUACUCAGGUUUUCCAAAAGUUUAUAUACUCUUUCAGACAGGUUAAUAACUUCUACUACAAUAAUCAGGUUAAAAAUCACACAGAAAACUCUGUAAAAUGCAUUUUACAACAAUUCUUUGCUUGCAGAAAUUGAUUGAAUCUUCUCUCUUCCCCUAAACGGGUUUAAUCCCAUCCUCUGUAAUUUUCACAGUUCUGUUUGUUCCUGCUAUGGCAUCUUGGUUAUCAAACUAAUUAAGUCUGUUUGACUCUGUCUUGUGUAUUCCCAUAUUUUUUUGUUUUUUUAAUUCCACUUCUUGCUCAUUAAAUAGAUGGCGCAUCCCAAUUUGUGGUUUGCAAUGUUCCUCCUCCCUCUCUUCCCCUCUGGAGCCUUCUCUGGGAAAAAAUUUGCCUGCACAUGAAUUGUGAAUUCCCGGCAGAUCUGCAUUUAAGUUAUACCACGCUAAUUAGUGAGGAGGUAAUCAUAGAUAAAUAGAAACAAUGAGUAAU